Messenger RNA from Vanderwaltozyma polyspora DSM 70294, 3060 nucleotides. RefSeq names its product DNA-directed DNA polymerase (gene POL5). Gene Ontology annotation, molecular function: transcription factor binding; rDNA binding. The coding region runs from base 1 to 3060 and encodes 1019 amino acids. The record is from RefSeq and is a predicted model, not a curated record. Gene Ontology annotation, biological process: regulation of DNA-templated transcription. NCBI's taxonomy places the organism in Eukaryota, Fungi, Ascomycota, Saccharomycetes, Saccharomycetales, Saccharomycetaceae. The transcript has a single exon. Gene Ontology annotation, cellular component: nucleolus.
AUGGAGAAGGUUAAUAGAGAUUCGUUUUAUAAAUUGGCCUCUGAUCUUCCAGAAGAGCGGGUUCAAUCAGCAGUGGCAUUAAUCAAAGACUUGUCAGCAUUAAAGCCAUCAGAAGUUGAAAAAGAAUUUGAAUAUGUAUUGAACAGAUUGAUUUCUGGGUUAUCUUCAAAUAGAAAUAGUGCCCGUUUAGGAUUUUCUCUUUGUUUGACUGAAGUUGUUAAUUUAGCUCUAGAUAGAAAAGACCAACCUUUAACAUGUCUGCGUUCGAUCGAUGAUUUCCUAGACAUGGUAGACAAAACCUUAGUAUUAGACUCUGUGGCAACUGGCAAGAAGUUGAAGAAAGGUAAGGAUGAGAGAGGUAUCAUGUUUGGUAGGAUGUUUGCAUUGCAAGCUUUAUUAAACGAGCCUUUAUUCGCAAAGGUUUUUAUUGAUAAAAAUGGGAAAAUAUCUAAGUUUGCUAUAAGAUUUCAAACUCAAUUAGUUGAAUUGGCUGUUUUGAAAAACUGGCUGAGAGAGCCAUGUUUAUUCACUUUAUACCAAACUGUUGAAAAAUUCAUGCCUUACAUCGAUUCAUCGUAUAUCGAGUCUUUGGUACAACUUUUAGAUAAAUACAAAUUAACCUUGACUAAUGAAGGGUUAGCAAUUUAUCUAUCUUUAAUUCAUACUAAUGGUAAAAAAAUAGCCUCAUCUUUACCAUUGGAAUCUCAAGGUUGGAAAUUAAACGAUCCUUUGGCUAAAGGAAAUUUGCCUACGCUAACUCAAGUUCUUCUAAAUUCGAAUAUAAAUCAAAGUGAAACCCCACAAGGCAACGCUGCUAACUGGAGUCCUAGAUUACAUUUUGUUUGGGAUAUUUUAUUGCCAAUCCUUCUGGGUCAAGAUAGUACUACCAAUGAUGAGCAUGUCAGUAAGAAACAAAAAUCUAAAACCACUUCUUCUACUUCAAUCAAGUUCCAAUCAUUUUGGAAAAUGGUCGUUGAUGAAUCAUUCUUUAACGAAAAAUCAUCAAGUGAAAGAAAAUAUCUAGGAUUCUUAAUAAUUCAAAAAUCAUUGGAAUUAGUUCCUGCUCAACUUGUCGAAUCCUUGUUUGGUCAAAAUGUUUUAAGGUCAAUGAUAAAUCAGUCCGCUGAUACCAAGAGAAUGCUUCAUAAAAUCUCACAAAAGGUCUUAAACUCUAUAAUUGAGGCCUGUGAAAAGGAUACUACAAAAAUUACACCUAUUGUUAAAGUAAUACUGUUUGGUGAAAAUGGUGCAACUAAUUUUGAUAAAUUAACGAAGACCAAAACAAUUAAUAAAAUAUUGUCUAUUAAAAAUUUGGAAGAGGAAACUUUAUCUCAAAUAUUCAUUAUGUUGUCCAAUGAAAUAAAAGGUUCAUCUGAAAGUAUCCAAAAAGAUCAAUUCGUUUUAGAUACCAUCUUACACGUUGUACGUAACCAUAAGCUGGAAAUGAACAUUGGAACUAUCAUUAUUCAACUAUUAACCCCAGUAAUUGACUUAGCUUUCUUUUUGAAAGAGAAUGAACGUAUUAGCAACAUUGCUAAGGAAAGAUUUUUUUCAUUACUAUCUGAAUUGGCUGCUAUAACAACUUCUACUCGCUCCUGGCAAUACACUGCAUUAGAAUUGAUUUCAAAUAAAGAAGCAUCAGGCUCGCCUUUGAAUCAAGAAAUGGAUCAAGAUUUAAUUGCUAUCAAGGAAAAAGGUAUCGAAUGUCUGAAAGAAGUAACAAAAAAAUCGGAUACUGUUCAAUUGAGAGGUCUAGAAUGUCUUUUGUCGAUGAGUUUACUACAAUUGUAUGCUGGUGAUGUCGAUUCCGUUUCUAUCGUUGAAGAUCUAUGUACCUUUUACGAUGAAAGAGAGGAUGAUUCAGUUUCAUUAGUUGGUAUUACUGAGAUUCUAUUGGCUUUGUUAGCUCAAAGGAAGGCUGUAUUAAAGAAGAUAGCAUUGGUGGCUUGGGAGCAAUUUGUUCCUUUUAUUGGACCUGAAGAAGUCAAAGUGCUGGUCGAUGUAUUAAACGCAAGAGAAAAUAAAGAAGGCUUUGCUCAGUUAUUUGAAGGUGAAGGUGAAUAUGAAGUGGAUGAAGAGGAAGGAGAUGAACAAGAAAAUGACGAUGAGGAAAAAGAUAAAGAUAAGGAUGCUGAAGAUGAUGAAAUGGAAGAUGAUGAAUCUUCCUCAGAGAGCGAUGAUGACAGUGACGAGAGUGAUGAAGAUAUUGAGAAAAUCAAUAAAGAAACCACUAGUGCAUUGGCCAAAGCCUUGAACCUUCCUGACAACAUUAUCAAUGAAAACGGUGAGGUUGACUUGGAUGCAUUGGAAGGUAUGUCAGAAGAAGAAAAUGAUGAUGAUGAUGAUGAUGAAAGUGAAGAAGAAGACGAUGAGUCCAUGGACGAUGAAAAGAUGAUGGAAUUAGAUGAUCAAUUAUCUGAAAUUUUCAAACGUAGAAAGGAGGCGUUGUCAUCAGUUGCCUCUGGUAAUCAAAGGAAGCUAGAUGUCAAAGAAUCUCGUGAAAAUGUUAUUGCCUUCAAGCAUCGUAUUAUUGAUUUACUCGAAACAUACAUUAAAUAUGUGGAAAAGAUUACAUCCCGCAAAUUAGAAGAUCAACCUAUCAAUAAGGAACAACUGUUAAACUGUGUAUUCAUGAUGAUGAAUGCAAUGGUUGAAUGUAUCCAACACACUCUAGACAGACCUUUAGCAGAUAAGAUCUCUAAACUGUUGAAAGUAAAAUUAUUCAAAAUCAACUUGACAUUCUUUGAUAACGGGAAUGUAUCAAAUCAAGAAAGUGUCUUGACCCAACUAAAGGCAAUCCAUGAGCUACUCAUCACCUCAAAACCAGGCCAACAUGCCUCGCUUUACUUUUCCGUAUGCUCAACAUCUUCCCUUUUCCUAAGCAAACUUUUGAUAGAGACCACCAAUGCCGAUGAAAGAUCAUAUGCAUUUUCACAACUGAUAGAUAUUUACGGUGAAUUAUCCAAAAAAUGGUUGCUUAAGGGUAGAUUUGGCCCAAUUGUGUUCAUGGAUUUCUACAAUUGGUUAAAUUCAAAGAAAAAUUCAGCUACAACUGACUAA